AUGCUAUCCCUCUCUAUCCUCAUCAUUCUCAGUUCCGUCUACAUUAAUUCCCCCAGUAGUUUGUUCGUGAUGCCUAUCCAUCUACCAAACCAUUCCGUUUUCCUCUUAUAUUCCCAUUGCUCCUCUCUCACCACCCUUGUCGAACCCUCCAUAGCAAUGAACCCCGACUCCAUUGCUGACCUUUACAGAUCUCUCGAUCCUCCAUCAUCAUCGCAGUCCUCACGUUCAGGUCGUUAUUCUCCAUCAAUCAUGAUAUUUGGCCCUCAAUCCCUAUCUCUUCUAUACACCAUCGUCGUCGAUCGUUCCCAUUUCUAUUUUCUCCAUCCCAAUCUUUCUCCCUUCUCUAUCCUCAUCAUUUCUCGUCUGCUUCCCUAUCCAGUUCUAUUGUCCCAAUCGCCCUUACCCCCAGCGCCUCUCCAUAUCCGCCCUCCAAAAACAUCGCUUUAUACCUAUUUCUAUCACCACUCCAUCUUUAUUACCGUUCAUUUCACUGAAAGUGCUCACCGAUCUUCACAUUGUCAGCCUCAUCCCCAUCCUCAUCCGUACGCGCAUCACUGGGCCGCUAUCUUCAACAAUGUUCCCAACUCCGUCCUUAUCCAUAUCACUUUCCACUCUAUACAUAUUCCCUAUCUUCAGUGGUUCAUCAUUGGUUCCUCAUCCAUAUCGCCAACUCAUCUGUCUUUUAUACUGUAUUCCACUGCUGUCACACCUCCGUACUAUUCGCUCUCAUUUUCAUCCAUAUUAUUCUAA
This is a messenger RNA of Acanthosepion pharaonis, 750 nucleotides long. NCBI's taxonomy places the organism in Eukaryota, Metazoa, Mollusca, Cephalopoda, Sepiida, Sepiidae. The record is from the annotation of a GenBank genome assembly.